AUGCACGCGGUCGAAACACUACGAACGCAAAUCAAAAACUCACUCUUCCCCAACCCCCCACUCACCCGAUUCUAUCCCGCAGAACAGCUCCCAGAGCCCACAGGACAGCUCAGGGAUUUCAGCAUUCGACAAGAACGGAGAAGAGCGCUAAUUGCACGGGAACUGGCGCGCUUUAAGGUGGACUUCGCCGCACUCAGUGAAACCCGCUACUCCGGCGAAGGUUCCAUAAAAGAGGUGGAUGCCGGCUACACCUUCUUCUAUGUGGGCCGUCCGGUGGCAGAGAGA
Molecule: messenger RNA, 285 nt
Organism: Dibothriocephalus latus
Lineage: Eukaryota; Metazoa; Platyhelminthes; Cestoda; Diphyllobothriidea; Diphyllobothriidae
Source: the annotation of a GenBank genome assembly